GAGAUUCCUCCACAGAUUUCCGUCGCAUCUACACGCGAACCGACAUCAAUCCUAAAACGUAAUUAAAUUAUUUUUUAGCACUGAUAUAACUUUUAAAAGUUGUACAGGAAAAACGUAAGCUGAUGAUAAUGAAUACAUACAUUGUCGCGUCUGACCGCAACAUGAAAUCAUCAGUGUAUUUGAAUGUAACAAGAUAAAUCUCCAUUUGCUACAUUACUGUACCGGAAUUGCUAUUGUGAAGUGUUUUUAAGUGGCAAAUAUAUUAAGUGGCGAGAUAACAUGGCGCCGUUGUCGCUGAAGAUUAUAUUGGACGAGGGCGCGGUCACUCGGACCGUUAAGUUUGAUUCCUCCACCAAAGUGAAGGAGGCGCAGGCUAUCAUCAAAGAGAAGGUGCUAACCGCUGACGAUGGGAAAGAGUACGCGUUGUUCCUGACAUCGGCGGAUGACGAGCGGUCGGGCAUCUGGCUGGACCCGCACCGGCCGCUUGAUUACUACAUGCUGCGAGACGGUGACUCGCUGCUCUACCUGCAGCGGACAAGGAACCUGCGCGUGAGGAUGCUUGACGGAUCCUUGAAGACUUUGCAGGUAGAUGAAUCGAAGAACAUUGGCGAGCUGAUGGUUUUUAUCUGCGGGAGGAUUGGCAUUACCAACCACGAUGAAUACGGCUUGUGUCAAGAAGAGAGUAUGGAGUCUGAGGAGAAGGAUGGGAAGCCGGCGACGGGAACGUUGACGUUGAAGAGGAAAACCCAACAGCGCGAGCGAGAUGCCAAGAUGGAACAACUCAGCAAGAAACUCAAAACUGACGACAACGUGGAGUGGCUGGAUCAACAUAAAACGCUGCGAGAAAUGGGUGUAGAUCCAAAAGAGACUCUACUACUGAAGAGGCGGUUAUUUUACUCGGACCGGAAUGUUGACUCUAGAGAUCCGGUGCAACUGAACCUACUUUACGUCCAAACCAGGGAUGCUAUUCUGAACGGACGUCAUCCGGUUACUGAGGAUCAAGCUCUGGAGUUCGCUGCCAUACAAUGUCAAAUUCAUUUUGGUGAUUUUCAAGAAGAUAAACAUAAACCAGGAUUGAUUGAGAACUUGAAUGAGUAUCUUCCUGAGCAAUAUUCAAGUUCGUGGGGGGCCGAGAAGAAGAUUUUGAAACUGUACCGCAAGCAUCCUGGACUCAGCCAGCUGGAAGCUAAACAUCUUUACACUAAGACCGCAAGAGAAUUGCCAACAUAUGGUGUCACCUUCUUUCUUGUCAAGGAAAAGCAAAAAGGCAAGCAGAAGAUGGUACCUCGUCUGUUAGGCAUCAAUUCUGAGGCCAUUCUACGACUUGAUGAGGUCACGAAGGAGAUCAUUCAGACAUGGCCACUGACUCACGUGAAGACCUACCGUGCCGGCAACAAAGACACCUUCACCCUCAACUUCGGAGACUACAGUGAUAAAGAAUACUGCGUGAAAACACACGAUGCGCUCCGAAUUCGCGACAUCUUAGAGGGCUACAUUGACAUAAUACGUAAGCGGCUGUGCGGCCCUUACAGCUCGCAUCAUGCGGAAAGUGGUACUAUCGCGUCAGAUAGCGUGCAUGCUUCCAGGGGCAACACAAUUACUCACGUGGUUAACACUGCUAGUAAAGUAGUCGAGCAGUCGUUUGUGGGACCUAGCAGUAUACUGCCCUUUGAACAAGGCUCGCAGAGUACGCAGGGCACGCAAAUCAUGACGGUGAAGCAACUCAUUGUUACCAAUAAAGGCUCUGUACAGCAGCAGGCGGUGUCCGGAGAAGUACCCAUGCGCACCGACAUGUCUUUGGAACUGACAAAAAAACUAAAUCGUAUGAAUUCAAAUGCGGUUAAAAUAGUUACUCUGCUUAGUGAUCCAACUGAAGCUAACAUUGAAGAAGUUGGAAAUGUAAUAAAAACAAUGGAGGAAGACAUGUCGAUUAUACAAAAUGGCGUAACGGAAUGCGCCGAUAAUCAAAAAUCCGAAGAAGUUAGAAAAAAGCUGCUGGAUGAACUCGAUGAGAUGAAAAAUCUAUUAUCCAACGCCUCGCAAAAUUUGAACAGUCAGAAUGUGGACCUUGAAAAAGUGCAGGAAGGUGCUCGACGAAUCGCAGACCUCACUACGCAGAUGUACUUCUCGCUAGACCCUAGAACACAGCGACGUAGUGAAUUUUUACGGCGUUCACGGCAGAGUUUCAUUCAAGAGGAGGAAACUGAAGCCACACUUCGCCGAGCUUCGUUUAUCGUAGCUGCGGCCGCCGCCUCCCACGCCGUAGAUACAGCGAUCGAAACCAUCGAAGCGGAAUACGAAGGACCAGCGCAGUUGAGUGAUCGCGAACUCCAGCAGCUAGAGACUGCCGCAGUCGAUAAGUUGGGGAAACUCAACGCGGCUGUCGCUCUUUUCCUGUCAGCACAUUCGGAUCCUAAAAGUAUAGAUUAUCCAGCAGCAGUCAAUUCUAUGAACACCAUCAAAGAACUUUUACCUGCAUUGGCGGCUGAUGCUAAAACUCUGAGCGAAGCUAAAGACGACGAUUCUCGGAGGGAGUUGAUAAACGAAAUAAAGAAUCUGUGCGCCGCGGCCCGCAAAGUGUGCAUGCUUACUGGCUGUGAUGACCGCGAGAAACUUCAAGAAGCGGCUAACGGUUAUGCUGAUGUAUCCGGACGACUUGUCUAUGUAUUUGGAACUGGAAAUCCUAGAGUGAGCGCUGAUAAAGAAAAUGAGAUAAUGGAGCUGGCUGAAGACGUAGGUCGCAAGACAACAUUGCUGCUGGUGCAGGCUAAUGAGUUGACAGAGGCGGCAGGCGCGGCGGGCGCUGCGGAUGAGGCCGCACGGGUGGACGCCGCCGGGGUCGCCUGCGCCGACGCCGCACGCGACCUGUUGGCCAUAGCACAGGUGUCAGCGCCGACGAUCCACGAGGCGCACUGCCAGAGCGCGGUGUCGGCGGCGGCCGAGGCGCUGGGCAGCAGCGCGCAGAGCCUGGCCGCGGCCUGGCGCCCGCUGCUGGAGCCGCCGCACGCACACGCAGCCAGGAAGCCCGCGCUCACCGCCGCCGCGCUCAACCUCGCCAGGGCGCUCGACAACUUGAAGAGCGCUUAUGCUAACCUAGAAAGUGGUGACGUGGGUAAUGGACAAGCGAACGUAGAAGUAUCGCCGGAACGGGUGGCGAGGCUGCGCUAUAUCACCGGUGUGAAUAACUCGCGGGAAACUAUGCGGGCCGCUCAAGAUGAUCUUAACAAGCCUAUCAUUCCUACAACCUUAACUGAUGGUCAAAUAAAUGGACUACAUGACAAUAUCGCUCAGAAAAUGGCUCAAAUUAAUGCCGCUGUCGCUUCACUGCUACAGGCGAAAUCUGAUCCACAAAACCCAGAUCACGCUACAGCAGAACUUGCUAUCGCCACCAUAGCAGAGUUGAUGCCUGAAGUCGUAAAAGACUCGAAGGCGGUGAUAUCGACGUGCAACGAUGACAGAGUUCGUCAGGUGAUGCUGAAGGAUAUUCGACAAUGGUGCAACGGAAUUGAUGAUGUUUGCGCCAGUUCUGUGUCUGAAGAUCCCAAGGAACUGGAUGACGCAGCGAAGCGAUUUGCGCAAGCUUCAAAGAAAUUAUCCUUCGUUUUUAGUCCCCGUGCUAGAAAAGCGAGGGAACAAUUGAUGCUGGAGUUAUUCGAGUCCGCGCACAAGCAAGCGAUGCGAAUGGCGGAGGAUACCAACAAGAUGGCGGACAGCAUUGGAGGCGCUAACGGUGGCCGCCUGCGAGACCUCUCCAAUUCCGUCCAAGACUCGGCGCGGACGCUACACAAUACUCUUAUGGUGACCGGAGCCACCCUGGACGAAGCACGAUGCCGCGCGACUCUUGCAUCGAGCAGCGCCCAGUUACAAGCAGCGACGGCGCAGCUGGCGGCGGCGGCGGCCGACCUGCAGGACGACGAGACGGGGUGCCGCGUGCUGGCCGCGCAGCUGCACCGCCAGCGGGCAGCGCUCGCCACACAGGCCGGCGAUCUGCAACGGGCACUUGCUGAUAUCACCGCCACCCUUGAGGACUCCACCACUGUCGACAAUGAGUACACCGAAAAUCCAGAACAGAAGGCCAAGCGCCUCAAAUUCAUCACUAGUGCAUCCGCAAUACGUAAUAAGGCACAAGAAGCUGAACAACUUCUCGAUAAGCCCCUUACGGAUGUAAAACUAAAUGAUGAACAAGCUAGAGAACUGGAAGAAAAAUUAUCUCAGAAUCUAGCUAUUGUUAAUAGUGCCAUUGCUGCUCUUAUACAAUCUAAAACAGAUCGACAAAAUCCCAACUAUGAUGUUGCAAAACAAGCUAUUGAAACGGUAUCUGACUUGAUUCCUGGCAUUAUAACUGAUUCGAACGCUUUGAGUGCAUCAUGCAAAGACGAGGCAAGUCGGCAAGCAAUGUUGAAGGACAUUCACAAGUGGUGCGACGCCAUUCGAGCCGUCUGCGAUAGUGCCGGAAGUCACGAUCUCGCGGAAUUUGUUAGUUCGGCACAACAGUUUGCAGUUUCUUCUAACAGAUUGAAUUUUGUAUUUAAACCCCGGAAAAUUUCACCCAAGGAGCAGCAGGUACUGCAGCUGUCAGCAGCAGCGGUGGAAGCGGCGAAGCAGAUGUCGGACUGCACGCGCAUCACAGCCACCGCGCUGCCCGCACUGCCUGCUGCUCAGCUGCGAGUGCGUGCCACCACGCUCGAUGACGCGGCAAGCGCUCUGCAUACUACUGCACAGUUGACAGCACUAACCACGUCCGAUCCACGCAGUCAAACUGCGUUGCUCGUCACAAGCGACGCCCUAGUGAAUACCGCCGGCGAGCUGGUCUCGGAGACGAGGACACACGAUGACGCGCACUGCCGAGACCUCAUAUUGCAGCUUGAGAAGCAGAAACAGGAGCUCGAAAAAGCGGUUCAAGGAAUCAGGAACACUUGUCAGGAUGAAGCUUCUGUUGAAAGUCCAGCGAGAAAGGAACAACGUCUAAAAUUCGUAGCCAGUGUGUCAAACACUCAGGACAAACUAAAGUUGGCCGAGAGACUGUUGGAUCAGCCUUCUCACGGAGAUGCCCUGACCGAGCAGCAGACUAAAGACGUCCAAGGGAGACUGUCGCACGCAGUCGCUCAGGUCAACGCUGCUGUGGCCGCCAUCAUUGUCGCUAAAUCCGACCCUCGCAACCCUAACUACAGCGCCGCUGACCACUCUUUAAGCAAUAUAUCUGAAUUGAUGCCUCUAAUAGUCAAUGAUACGAAAGCUUUGAGUGGAUCAUGUAAAGACGAGGCAAGUCGACAAGCUAUGGCAAAAGAUAUGCGCACUUGGUGCGAUGCUAUUAAGGGCGUGUGCGACAGCGCCGUGCAAGAGGACCCGAAAGAACUGGACAAGGCAGCCCAAAAAUUCGUGUCUGCAACAAAUAGGUUGCAAUUCGCUGUUAGCUCACGUAGAGACCCUGCCAAGGAGCGAGAGGUGUUGCGCGUGUCGAGCUCUGCAUGCGAACAGGCGCUGCAGCUGGCGGAGGAGGCUCGCGCCGCGCUGCCCGCGCCCGCCGCCGCGCUCUCCAACGCCGCCCGAGCGCUUCACACCACUGCACAGCUGACAGCGCCUACGAUACACGAGCGAGAGAGCAAGCGCGUGCUAGCUUGCGGCGCAGACAUUGUGGCAUCAGCUGCAGCGACCCUGACAGAGGAGGCACAGCGCUCGCAUGAGCCCGGCGUCAAGAUACUGGGAGAGAGGUUGCGCGCCGGGCAGCUGCAACUCGACGACACGCUGCUGCAGCUCGACGACGUCGCCGCCGAUAAGCGAGUUUCCAUUGGUACUUUAACAACUCAACGGGCUAGAUUCGUCAGUAGUGCGUCUGCCGCUCAGAAAAAAGCUAAAGAGGCUGAGAGAAAUCUAGACCAGCCUGCUAGUGCUAUUAAACUAAGCACCCAAGAAACGAAGGACGUCCAAGAAAAACUUAAUAAAGCAAUAGUUCAAGUGAACGUUGCGUUAGCAGCACUCAUCAAUGCUAAGUCCGACCCGCAAAAUCCAGACUACAUCACAGCAGAAAGAUCUCUUGAUACUAUUUCGGAGCUAGUGCCUGAAAUUAUUAAAGAUACAAAGGAUCUCAGUACAACUUGCAGCAAUGAAGAGGCUCGACAAGCUAUGCUGAUGGGUAUUCGAGCUUGGUGCGAUGCUAUACACGCUGUCUGUGCUAGCGCUGGACACGACGAUACCAAAGAUUUAAACGACUCCGCCCUUAAACUGUCAAACGCUUCUCAAAAAAUUCGUUUCAUAUUCAGCGCUCGUCAAAAUCCUGUGAAAGAACAACAAAUCCUGCAGUUGUGUAACUCCGCAUGCGACAAGGCGAAGCAGAUGUCAGCGGAGACGCAGCGCGUGGCGCGCGUGGUGGCCGGCGCUGAUGGACAGGCUCUGGAUGAGCGAGCUGCCGCGCUUGCUGCCGCCGCGCAUAGUCUGCAUACUACCGCUCAGCUGACAGUAGCAAAUAUACAGGAGCCAGGCAGUCAAGCAGCGAUGCUUUUGUCAGCGGAGGGUGUGGGGUCGUCGGCGCGCGCGCUGUCGCGGCAGACGUCCCGCGUGCAGCACCCGGAGGCGCGCCGCCUGGCGGAGGAAGUCACGCGCUACCGGGACAUACUCGACAGAGCCCUGCUCUCGCUCGCUGACAAAGUCAAGACCGAAGACAAACGGACAAAGCCUUUGCGUCCGCCUGUACCAGUAAAGAAGAGCUGCCUGUCACGUGACGACGCGCCGCCAGUACCUCCAGCACCGGCUGAGAAGCCGCGGCGCGUGCGCGUGGUGUCACAUUCGGACGGCCGCCGCGCCAGCCAGGACUGGCUAGACAACAUGCGUCGCGACUCACUGCAAGAUGUGCCAAUGUCACCAACAAAAACGAAAAAAGAUCAGGAAAAAGCUAAAAAGCUUGAAGAAGAAAGAAAGAAUGAAGAACACUUUGCUCAAAUAGUCGAUGAAGCUGAUAAAAAACUAAAGAAGGCUGAACAGGAAUUGAAUAAGUUGUACACCAAGAGCAAUGUUCCUGAUUUAGAUCCGGAUCAGGAAGAUGGCAUUCGGAAACAAAUUGGACAGAAGCUGGCACUUGUCAACGCUGCGGCAGCUAAGCUGGCCACUACCAGACAUCCCGAUGCCAUAGAUUACGUCUCAAGUGCACAGUCAGUUGAAGCUUUGUCUGAAUUAGUGCCAGACAUUGUUAAAGAUGCCGCACCAUUAUUGAAUACGCAAGAAGACAAAGUUAAAAGGAGGCUACUGGACCAAAUAUUGGCACUAUGUGAAGCCGCUAGAAGGUUAACAGCAGCAAGGCCGAGUGACACUCAGACAUCGAACGAGGCUGCAGUGGAGUUCGGUGAUAAGUCUGCCAUGCUUCUGUAUGCCAUUUGCACCGACGUGGAUCCAACUCAAGAGAAAGAUGUGAUAUCCCGCGCCCGUGUUAUCGGUGACAGCGCGUCGCGGCUGGCGGCGGGCGGCGCGCAGCUGGCGGCGGGCGGCGGCGCCGACCGCAUAUGUGCGGCCGGCAGCAGUGCGGCGCGGGCCGCCGCCGCACUCGUGUACACUGCUAAGCUCGUAGCUCCGUCGGUUCACGAUCAGCGAUGUCAGAACUCGCUCAUCACGUCUUCUCAUGAUCUGUCUUCUCGACUGAAAAGUUUCUCCGCUACUUGGACGCCUCUAUCUGCUGACCCCAAACAUUCUAAGAACAUAGCUGAAAUGACCGCAGAAGCCAACGACUUGGAAAAACUUCUAGAAGCUUUCCGGCAAGAUCUCGCCGCUGGGAAACUUGUGAAACGACGACAUGUCGAGAAAAUUGUCAUUGAAGAUACUGCCUUAAGGCAACUGGCCUCACAGAUUGUUAACGCCGCUCAGAUGAGAGCUGAAUGUUCAAGUUUGCCUGAUGACAAAAAGAAGAAUUUCAAUGAAUACGCCAACAAGCUGCGAGCCGCUAUCCGAGCUCUGGAUGUUGCAAACUCUAGGGCUAAGCGUAUGCCUAAUGAUUUAAACAAACGUCAAGAUUUAGAGAGCGCUGUACAAAAUUUACAAGUCACACUUCUUCAAUCGAGACCAGCUCUCGAGGACAAGCCGCAAAACAAUAUCAUCGAUUUAACGGACUUUGUGAAAGACGUCUCUUCGGAAGCUGAAAAGUUAUUGGGUGUUACAAAUAAGGCCAAAGUGUCUCAAAAUAAACCGGAAAUUGAGCAAAUCAAAACUGAAUGUCACAAAAUUAAUGUAGCCGCGUUCAGGAUCUUGAAUCCAGCUGAUCAGCCGGCCGGCGACGAUACCUCAUUUACUGACAUACUAGAAGUCGACCAUUUAGGACAGGAAUGUGAGGAUCGCGUCAACAAAAUUAAAUCUGCGAUUGAAAACUUGAAAGAAAAAGGCGUUCAAGAUGAUUUACGCACUAAUUCGUUACCUUUAAUUGAAAGUUGCAGUUUACUAAGGUUUGCAACAAAAAGCGCGUUAGCGACCACUCAGAGUGUCGCUCUCGAUGAAACAUUACAAGAUCUAAACGAUUUAGAAAAGCAGAUCGAUAAGAUGUUGAUCCCUACAGAAGGAGCUAUCAAUAUUGCAAAGAGAUGCGGAGGUAGCGCGGAGAUGUCUGCGGCGCGUAUGCGAGUGUGCGCGGCGGCGGGUGGCGUGGCGGCUGCGAGUGCCAAGCAAGCGCGCGCGCUGGCGCCCGCCGUAGCCGCCUACGUGGCGCAGCUGCGGGCGCGGGCCGACCUGCACAACGCCUCCAUCAGGAACAAAGUGAAGGAGCACGUGAGCAAGGUGAUAGAACUGGCGAAGAUCCUGACAGCGACCACCGGCUCGCGCGUCGCGAUGUGGCAGCCGCUACCCAGCGCUGACACUUGUAUACUUACUGAACAAAUCCUACAGGAACUUGAAAAUUCUCCUGUAGCAGAACAAACUAAAGUGGACAAACCACAUGUAAAACUAGUGAACGAUAAGGACCUCAACAGCCUUUUGAUCCCGGUAGACACCAAAAUUGAAGGGAACAAAAAGCAAAUCGAGGAACAAAUGGAGCGUUCUGCCACUGAUCUUCUGACUGCGUGUCGCAAUGUGGUUCUGACUGUCGGCCAGAAAAAUGCUCCCAGCGCACCCACUGCCGCUGCCGCCGCUGCUGCCGCAGCGCGGAGACUAGCUGCCACCGCCACAGCCGCCGCUGCACAUUCUAAUGACCCAAUGAAGAAGAAGCGUACGGAGGAAGCGUCACGAGAGAUGUGCUGGGCCACGUACGAGCUACUGAACGCGGCCGAGCUGGUGUACCGCGAGCCGGCGGACACACCCGUCCUCUGCUCACGGCUACAUACUGCGCUGCGACUGCUCGGCGACGGCAUCAAUAGGCUGACACGGUCGGCGACUUCAAGCAGCCUACUCCGCGUCGAGUGCUCGUCAAUAGAGCGUGCGCUGAGCACGCAGCUGCAGUUGACGCGGGCCGCGCCGCCUGCACACGCGCCGCCCUACGAGCACUGCCUGCAGGGGCUGCAGUCGCAACGAGACGUGCUGCAGAAACUUGAAAACAACGACCCCAUGGCUCGCGAAGAAUUCUGUAAGAUACUGAAUUACGCGACAGUUGCCGUUUGUAAUAGCACGGAAUACGCCGCACAGUGCAAAUAUCUAAUAUCUCUAUCAGAACAGCAUAAAGAUGUGGCUAUCCACGGGUUAGUGGAUGUGCCACGUUUGCAGAAACUGUCGUCCACCACGCAGGAGUCAUGUUUCAGAAUCAUGCACACUACAGAUGUGGAAAUGGCGAAAGAAGAAGAGAGUAAGGUGAACAAGUUGACAACAGAGUUACACCAAGCGAUAAAGGACGCGAGCGCGCAGGCGCGGGACAGCGGCGUGAAACGCGAGCUGACGGAGUGUGCCUUCAACGUGGACCGUGCCGCUAAGGCGCUCAGCGCCACGCUUACCGACACCAACACCGCUUGCAUGGAAAAAGUGAGCAGCUGUGCGAUGUCGCUGGUGGACAGCCUGUCGGCGCUGGGAGGUGUGCUGCAGCGGCCCGGCCUGCUGCCCACGCCCGCCGCCCUCGCAGCUGACACUCGUGCGCUCAUAGACGACGUCGACACCCACUCACAGAAAUUGAUCAACAAGAUGCAGACAUUGGUAAAACAAGUAAGCGGCGCGCCGGACGAUGACGGGCCCAUGACAUGGGUCACUUACAACACGCACCGCACCUCUGUGUUUGAAGCUUUCGACGCAUUGCUCAAGAGCCUCCGGCGAAAUGGAGAGCGAGCUGGACUUGUAAAGGCCGAAGAAACCGCAGAAGAGGAAUCCGAUGCACCCAAGAAAAGUUUCGUACAAUUACAGGAAGAGGAGGCGCGGCGCUGGCUGCAGCGGCGGCCGUCGCAGCGUGGCCUGCAGGAGCGCGGCCAGGCCGCCGCCAGGGAACUCAUCACCCUCGCUACCGAGUUGUCCGAAGAUAUGAAAGGCUCCGAAAAAGAUGAGAUGAACAGCCUUAUAAAGGAAUGUCAAGAAUUACUGGAUGUUUGUAGCAAGAAGUAUGACAACGACAAUGCGAGCUCGCUAAUGGAGAGCUUGCGGCAACUGCGUAAGGCGGUGGAGCGCGGCGUGGUGUCUCGCGUCGUGGAGGACUUCAUGCUCUGCGACCCCGUGCUCGACGAACACAUCGAUGCUGAGACAGAUGUAUCAAAACAAAAGUUCUUAUUGGAGAAGAAGAUAGCGGAAUUGAUGUCGUCCCUGUCCCGUGUGCCGCGCAUCGCCCGACUCGUGGCCCGCGCCGCGCCCGCCGCCGCCGAAUUGGAUGCGUGCCGCAACCAGACCGAGUUAAUAGUCCCGAAGUUAGUGAAAGCGGCACAAGAACGCAUCGCAUCUCCGCACGACAAAGCUGUGGUGGAGCGAUACAAGGCGCUACUGGCUCAGUACGCGGAGUCCAUGGCGCGGGUGCAGGAGCUAUGCGACCGCUCCGUCGACCCGCUCGACUUCGUGCAGACCGCUGGCGAGACGAUGUCGAGAAUGUUGGAAGAAACGAGUCACCUCAGUCAACGCAGCGAUCCGCAACUAUGCGCCUACACUUCCAGUGCCAUCACGAGGUUGGCGGGGCGCGUGAUCACGGCGAGCAUGUCGUCGGAGGUGGCGCGCGCCGACCCCGAGCUGCGCGCCGCGCUGGCCGACACGCAGCAGCGGCUGGCCGGCGCCGCCGCGCAGCCCGCCGCCGCCCGCUGGCGCGACGCCGGAGCUGAGAUAUUGCGCACCACGGGCGAAGUGGAGUCCGUGCUGGGCGGAGAGAACAUAUUCAAAAAGCAACCGGAGCCUGAUCAACCCAUAUACAACGCGGCGCUGAACCUGCACACGGCGGUUCGUGAGUGGUCGGCGCGCGACAACGAGAUUGUGGCCGUCGCCAAGCGCAUGGCCGUCCUCAUGGCUCGGCUCUCCGAACAGAUGAAUAAUGACAGAAAACGCGAAUUAAUCGCGACGUCCAAGGCGAUAGUGAAAGAGUCAUGCGAGGUCGCGGCGCUGGCCAAGAAGCUGGCGCUGGAGUGCAGCGACGUCAGGAUACGAACGAAUCUUCUGCAAGUAUGCGAGAGGAUUCCUACUAUAAGCGGCCAGUUGAAGAUGUUAACCACUGUCAAAGGUUCUGUUUUAGGAAAUCAAGGUGGCGAGGAAGAUAGAGAAGCUAUGAAUAUGCUCGUCACAAACGCCCAGAAUCUGAUGUCCAGCGUACAAGAAGUUGUGAAGGCGGCAGUGAGCGCGUCCGUCAAGAUUGCGUCGCAGCGCGGCCUCAAGUGGGUGCGCAAGCACUACUAGCUGUCCAAACCCAGCACGCGCCAAUAACCUACCAAAGACCCAUAGCAUUAUGCCUAUAAACAUUAUGCAUUAGCAAUAUGUUUACCUGUUAUAAUAUAAUUUCAUAAUAAUAUACUUUGGUCUUUGAUACAAAUGUCCUCUCUAUUUCUUUUGUCACGGAUUCAGUAAUAAGUAAGUAUAAGAGUAGUAAAUAAAAACAACAUCUUAUAA
Molecule: messenger RNA, 11961 nt
Organism: Pectinophora gossypiella (pink bollworm)
Lineage: Eukaryota; Metazoa; Arthropoda; Insecta; Lepidoptera; Gelechiidae
Product: talin-1-like
Exons: 91
Coding region: 280-11751 (3823 amino acids)
Biological process (GO): cell-cell adhesion
Cellular component (GO): focal adhesion; cytoskeleton; plasma membrane
Molecular function (GO): integrin binding; structural constituent of cytoskeleton; actin filament binding
Source: RefSeq, a predicted model, not a curated record